ACAUGUGCUAGCAAUCUCUAAGUUAUGUAUUCUAUUAACAUUUAAUUGUAUUAAAAUAAGGUGUGGAAUAUCACAUACAUAUGUAUAUAUAGGAGAGAAAAUUCAACGAGCAAGGUGUUCCUUUGGCAUUUGGUGGAGAUAUAUAUUGAGCUUGAUAAGGUACAUAUUUAUUAGUAUAGGGAACCAAAAAGGUCAUGACAGCUUGACAAUACGAGAGAGAGAGAGAGAGUUGUGUUUGUAAGAGGGGCAAUGAACGUGGGAGAUUGAUGCCCCGUCAGAAGCGUCUCGACGGUCAUUAAGCCACGCCAGCUUAGUUCUGGGCUAGCCCUCGUGGCCAAAUUUUUAGCCACAAAAACUAAUUUCUCUAUCAUCACUACUUACUUGGACCCCACUCUACUUCUACUUCUACUACUUACUCUCUACUCUUCCCACUCUUGAUCUCUCUCUAGCUCUUCCUAGCUAUGUUAUAUAUAACAUCGCGCCCCGUUACUUUUUGUUUGCCUUUAAUAUUUUAAAAUAUAUUGAGAGAGAGAGAAAGAGUGAGAGAUCAGAUGGGUAGGGCUCCUUGCUGUGAGAAAAUUGGAUUGAAGAAAGGGAGGUGGACUUCAGAAGAGGAUGAGAUCUUGACCAAGUAUAUACAGUCUAAUGGAGAAGGGUCUUGGAGAUCAUUACCCAAAAAUGCAGGAUUACUGAGGUGUGGGAAGAGUUGUAGAUUGAGAUGGAUAAACUACUUGAGAGCUGACUUGAAGAGAGGUAACAUCUCUUCUGAGGAAGAAGAUAUCAUCAUCAACCUGCAUUCUACAUUAGGCAACAGGUGGUCCUUGAUAGCUAGUCACUUGCCAGGAAGAACAGACAACGAGAUAAAGAACUAUUGGAAUUCUCAUUUGAGCCGAAAAAUUCACACAUUCAGAAGAUGUAAUACUACUCAUCAUAUUCAUCGUGAUCAAGCUCCUACUACUCUCCCAAAUCUGGUGGCUAUAACCAAAGUAAACCUUCCAACCCCAAAGCGAAAGGGUGGUCGAACUAGUCGUUUAGCCAUGAAGAAGAACAAAUCAACUAGUAAUAAUAAGAACAACAACAGUAAUAAUAUCAUCAAAAACGACAUCGUAUCAUCAUCAUCAUCAACAACAACAACAUCAUCAACAACUACAGCAACAUCAUCAUUUCAUAAUGAGAAAGUUACUGUCAGUACUGAUCAUAUUACUAAUCUUGAUGAUAAGCAGAAACGACAAUUAUGUCGUUGUCGUUUAGAAAAAGAAGAAGAAGAAGAAGGAAGUGGUGGUUGUGGUGAGACAGUAGUAAUGAUGCUAGGGUCAGUAUCUCCUGUUCCUGCUACUGCUACUGCUGCUGCUGCAGCUGGGGGCUCAUCAAGUUGUGAUGAAGACAUGUUGGGUGGUCAUGAUCAACUGUUGUUGUUGUGUUGUUCUGAGAAAAAAACGACAGAAAUUUCAUCAGUGGUGAACUUUAAUAAUAAUAAUAAUAAGGAAAAUGGUGACGAAGUUUCAGGACCGUACGAUUAUCAUCAUCAUAAAGAAGAGGAAGAAGAAGAAGAAGAAGAUGAAGCAUCUGCAUCAGUAGCAGCUGUUGAUGAAGGGAUGUUGUUGUGCUUUGAUGACAUAAUAGAUAGCCACUUGCUAAAUCCAAAUGAGGUUUUGACUUUAAGAGAAAAUAGCCUUAAUGAAGGUGGGGCAGCUGAUCAGAUUGACAAGACUACUUGUAAUAAUACUACUAUUACUACUAAUGAUGAUUAUAACAAUAACUUGAUGAUGUUGAGCUGCAAUAAUAACGGAGAUUAUGUUAUUAGUGAUGAUCAUGAUGAUCAGUACUGGAUAGACGACGUCGUUGGAGUUGACUUUUGGAGUUGGGAGAGUUCGACUACUACUGUUAUUACCCAAGAACAAGAACAAGAACAAGAUCAAGUUCAAGAACAGAAGAAUAUGUGGGAUAAUGAGAAAGAGAAACUGUUGUCUUUGCUAUGGGAUAAUAGUGAUCAUAACAGUAGCAGUUGGGAGUUACAAGAUAAAAGCAAUAAUAAUGAUAAUGUUCCUAACAAAUGUCAAGAGAUUACCUCUGAUAAAGAAAAUGCUAUGGUUGCAUGGCUUCUAUCCUGAUCAUUCGUGAUAUCAUGCAUCAAAAUUUAGAUAUUAAUUAUGUAUUAAUAUAUGUAAUAAAAUGGUCUUUCCUUAAUUAAAAAAAUUAUAAGGAGAAGAUCAAUUAAUAGGUGAGGGUAGAAGCUUGAAGUCUUGUUCUAAUAGCUUAGUUUGCGAAGGUAAAUAAAUAAUAAUAAUAAAAGUAAUAAAAGUUUUGUGGUCAUGGAUUAGCAAUUUGGUCACUCACAUAAUAUGUGUGAUUUGAAUGCUCAGAGACAACUAAUGAGCAAAUAAUGUUGUAUAUAUUUGUCUGUAAAUAUGAUAAAUGAUUAAUUCUGGUGUCAAUAAUAUAAUAGUGGAAUUAAAUAUGGAGUUUUAUAUAA
Messenger RNA from Cannabis sativa, 2473 nucleotides. RefSeq lists its product as uncharacterized. The coding region runs from base 552 to 2111 and encodes 519 amino acids. The transcript has 3 exons. The record is from RefSeq and is a predicted model, not a curated record. Lineage: Eukaryota; Viridiplantae; Streptophyta; Magnoliopsida; Rosales; Cannabaceae.